GUGGUGACAUCGCCAGCAGGAGGCGCCCUGUGUGGGUUGCCCAGCCUCUCGGCUCGUCAUGGGGGAUGAGGCAGACUCAGAAAGUCAAGCCCAAGAGCUGUUUGAUGACUUUGUCCAGGCUGCCACCUGUCGGGCCACUUUGCGUGCCUUCACACAGCUGUGUGAGCAUCUGCAGCUCACACACAUACCCUCCGAGCGACCUCUGUACCACACCAUUAAAACCCGCCUCAACUACUGGAAGGCCAAUGGUCUAUGGGCCAAACUGGACAAGAGGGCUGCGCAUCAAGAGUACAUGAGGGGCCGUGCCUGUGCCAACACCACAUGUGUGAUCAUUGGGGCGGGCCCUUGUGGUCUACGGACGGCUGUGGAGCUGGGCUUCAUGGGGGCUCGGGUGGUGUUGCUGGAGAAGAGGGAUGCCUUCUCCCGCAACAACGUGCUGCAUCUCUGGCCCUUCACAAUCCAUGACCUCAGGGGCCUCGGAGCAAAGAAGUUCUACGGCAAAUUCUGUGCAGGAUCCAUCGAUCAUAUCAGUAUUCGUCAGCUACAGCUGGUGCUGCUGAAGGUGGCGCUUUUGUUAGGAGUGGAGGUUCAUGUCAAUGUGGAGUUCAAAGAACUGGUGGAGCCGCCUGAGGACCAGGAGCAUCAGAAGGUUGGAUGGAGAGUGGAGGUGCGUCCGAAGUCCCAUCCUGUCAACCAGCUGCAGUUUGACAUUAUAAUUGGAGCUGAUGGGCGACGGAACACACUACCUGGAUUCAGGCGUAAAGAAUUCAGGGGGAAGUUGGCCAUUGCCAUCACAGCAAACUUUAAGAACAGGAACACGACAGCCGAGGCCAAGGUGGAGGAGAUCAGUGGUGUAGCCUUCAUCUUCAACCAAAGGUUUUUCCAGGAACUGCGGCAAGACACGGGGAUUGAUUUAGAGAAUAUUGUUUACUACAAAGAUGACACUCACUACUUUGUAAUGACUGCCAAGAAACAGAGUCUGCUGGAGAAGGGAGUCAUUCUGCAGGAUCAUGCAGACACAGAGCUGCUUCUCUCACGUGGCAACGUGGACCAGAAUGCAUUACAGGCGUACGCCCGUGAGGCUGCAGGCUUUUCCACUGGCCAUCAGCUGCCAUUUCUGGACUUCGCCAUGAAUCAUUACGGGCAGCCAGAUGUGGCCAUGUUUGACUUCACAUGUAUGUAUGCUUCAGAGAACGCCGCCCUGGUCCGCCAACGACAAGGACACCCCCUACUGGUCACACUGGUGGGAGACAGCCUGCUAGAACCAUUUUGGCCCAUGGGGACAGGUAUCGCACGAGGUUUCUUGGCGGCCCUGGAUUCAGCUUGGAUGAUUCGCAGCUGGGCACAAGGCAACGCCCCGUUAGAUGUUUUGGCUGAGAGGGAGUGUCUCUAUCGUCUCCUUCCGCAGACCACCCCAGAGAACAUGAAUAAAAAUAUCUGUCUCUAUACUGUGGAUCCAGCCACACGCUACCCCAAUAUCAACUCACAGCUUGUCACAUCUACUCAGGUGAGGCACCUGGUGGACACAGGAGAGGAGAUCGGGUUCGACAUGGAUUUGUGCAAUGUCAUUUGUUCUCCAUCUCCCAGGCUGCUAAGACAGGAAUCCUUCUCUCGCUCCAAUAAGCUGUUGAGCUGGUGCCAGGAACAGACAAAGGGUUACCGUGGUGUCUCUGUCAGCGACCUCACUACCUCCUGGAAGAGUGGCCUGGCUUUAUGUGCACUGAUCCACUACUACCGGCCAGAUCUCAUAGACUUUGACUCCCUGGACGAGGCCGACGUGGAGGAGAACACGCGGCUGGGCUUUGACGUGGCGGAGCAGGAGUUUGGGAUCUCUCCUCUGAUGACCGUAGAGGAGAUGUCUUCUGUGGGCGAACCAGACUCUCUCACCAUGGUCAUGUACCUCAGCCAGUUCUACCAACUGUUCAAGGACACACUGCCCUCUAGUGGGUCUCUGUUACAGAGUGCCGACUUGAGAGCUGCUCUUAUCUCCCCUGCCUCGCUCCUCAGUAGACUAGGCCACAGUCCAUCCCGCAAACGCAACCCCAAGGUAUUCGAGCAGAAAGACGCUUUGGGAAAAAGAAGAAAGACGACUCGACAAUGCCAGGAUGAGCAGGAACCAGAGGACUCUAGUAACCAAGACCAUCAGUUCUUUGACGAAGGUUUUGUGGGGGGAUCCGGUCAGUCCAGAGUGCGUCUGAUGGCACAUCAAUUCCAGGCAAAGUUAGAUGAGAGUGCUUUUUCCUUCCAGAGCCCCUCGUCAUCUGCUGCCGCUGUACUACGUAGACAGAGAAAGCGCACCCAGCAACAGGAGCAGAUGAGUUUUCGUUUCAAAGAGAAGAUCAAGUCUCAUACUCUUCCCUGUAGAGGCGAGCAGGACGGCCACAGAAAACGCUCCCUCGGAGCAUCGGUACAGACGCACAAUGAAGCGUUUCUGUUGAAGCUUGAAACUGCUGUGCUCCGCAUCAGCUACCCUAAAUAUGUUCAGAUGUACACCGGGGGAGUAAGCUCUUUGGCCGAGCAGAUUGUCAGUCAGUUUCAAAGUCCGGAGGAAGCGAAGCCCACCUUUGACAAGAAGGAGCUGGCCGUAGGGUCGAUGGGCACCAGCGACGUGUGCUUCUUCUGCAACAAGCGGGUGUAUGUGAUGGAGCGGUUGAGUGCCGAGGGCCUGUUCUUCCACCGCAGCUGUUUCCAGUGUGACUACUGCGGCGCCACCCUCCGCCUGGCCUCCUACGCCUAUGACGGCCCAAACGGGAGGUUCUUCUGCCAGCAGCACUACGACCUACGACUGAGUGGCCCCAGCCAGAGGAAGAGACCAGCCCCUAGUGUCUCCUCAGACCGGACCACUUCUCAUCGGACCUCGAUAGGGUCACUGGCAUCCUCAACAGACACCCUAAUCCCCGGCUCCAUGCCCAACGCGGCGGAUCGCAGUUGUCCAGUGGCUUCACUGAUUGAGAGGGAGUCGGGGCUCGCCAAGAGGGUACGGGGGACACCGGAGCGUAUUGAACUGGAGAAUUUCCGGCUGGGUGCGGGGGGAGCGGAGACGUGGCUGAUGGAGGAGCCCGAAGAAGUCCCGGAGGAGACGCUGGCCAACUACAACCUCAGUCUGCCAGAGAAGAGCGCUGACAGAUCCAGGUCACAUUCUUCUUCUUCUUUUUUUUGUUCUGUUCCCAUGCCUCCUUCAAUGUCCCUUUAUCUCCUCUCCCCUGAAUGCUUCUUUCUUUCGGGGUCGGGGAUGGAUGAGGAGAAAGCUGGCCGGCGGCCCGCGACUUCAGAACGGGCCAAAACUUUGUGGAGUCGAGCAGUAGAGCUCCAUAUGCAAGCGAGAGGAGGAAGAGGGGGAGGAGAAGAAGAAGAAGAUGAGGAGGAAGAAGAAGAGGAGGAGGGAAAUGAAGAGGAAGAAGGAGAAUUUGAUGAGGAGGAAUACGGGGAAGGGAAUGACUCGGAGUCAAGUGAUGAAGGGGAGUAUUGCCCCUGGGAGAUGGAGCGUCGUUCAGGCCUGUGGCUCCUACUAGAGGAGGGGGCAGAGGAGUUCUCUUAUGUUCUCCCCAUUACUACUAAGAAAGCCUCAUCAGCCAGAGGAGGAAGUGACACCACAUGCUCCAUGGUUUUUAAUAUUUACUCGUCUGAAGAAGCCUCACAGCCUGACUCCACCACCUCGGACACCAUGACGCCCCACACGGAGAGGUUGUUCAGCCUCCCCGACGUCCCCUUCCCUCCGCCCCCAACUCACAGCGCCACGUCCAGUACGUUCACAUCCCUCGCCAGCACCCCCUCCCCCGUCUCCUACCACUUUAUAUCCACAUCCAUGGCAUCCACCCGGGACCCCACCCUUUUCUCCUCCACUUCCCCUAACUCAUCCACCACUUCCGGCUGCUCUCCCAGCCCGGAACAGGAGGGGGAGAGAAAGAAGGAAUGCAAGGAGAAGGGGAAGGAGUGGGGGGAUACGGACACGCACAAGGCUAGCAGUAGCUCCGGGGUCGGUCACAACAGCAGCUCAACUGCGUCUGACUCGGCUGUGGUCACGCCACCUCGUAUGCCUCCACCCAGACAGCCGUGUCAAGGUAGGGAAAGUGUAGAGAGCGAUGUUAGCCUGAAGGCUGCAUCUCUGCCAAAUCCCCUCCCUAGUCAAGCACCUUUUGGGUCUUUGGGUGGGAUCCUGUGUGAUGAUGGUGAUGAUGAUGAUGAUGAUGAUGGUGAUGAUGAUGAUGACGGAGGUGAGGCCUUCUGGGAUAUCAGCCCAGCCUUGUCCUCGCAAAAGCCCCUCCGGCAACCCACGCUGGUCCAGAAGAUGAACGUCAGAGUGGAGAGAGAGAAAGAGUGGAAGAGGGAGGUGAAACGGAGGGGGGAGAUAGACAGAGCUGCCCCUGGGGUGGGUUGGGAUGACGUCAGGGCUUUUUGGACCGCAGAGACCCCCCCUGGGAGGAGUAAAGCAGCUCUGGCCCUAGAUGCUAGGAGACUGGCUGAGAGCCUGCCCCUCCUCCAGCUGAGAGCCUUCAGCGAGUCCCAGCCCAAGAGUGAGCGGGGCACCCGGCCCAGAGGAGCCCGGGCCCUGCUGAAAGCUGUCUUUUCUGGCAACAAGAAGGACGGAAAGAAGAGGGGAAGGACUUCCCUCCCCGCAGGGAAGGUGGGGAAGAUGGCAGAUGCAGUGACUACUGCAGCUAAGGAAAGGAAGGAAGCUAACAAAUCCAGAAGAGCUACAGAUUCCCAGUUCCUCUGCUCCACAUGGGCAGAAGACUCUGAACUGGACUCUUCCGUGGUGGUGCAGAGAUGCUCUCUCAACCCAAGAACCAACCUACAUCUGGAACUGUUCGACCUCACCUCAAACAUUCAGAAGGUAACGAUAAAGGAGGAGGACGAGCUGGAAAUCCAGGCCCACCAGGAGCCGACAUAUGUGCCUCAUGCUCUGGCUUUUAAGCGAGCCUAUGCCAUUAAGAGGCGGGUGGCAAAGGAGAGAGCCCCUUCCAGGGAGUCGGAUGGGGAGUCCUCGUGUCCGACGGAGGUGGUGGGGGUCCUCGUGUGCGGUAAGGAGCCGUCCAGCCUGAGCGUGUCGGAGACCAUUUUCCAGGAGGACCGAUGCGCUGAGGCGGACGCUCUGGAUGCCAGGAUCACACAGCGGGUGCAGAGAGCCGCACGCAAGCAGGCCAAGCAGGAGCAGCUCAAGAGACUGCACAAAGCACAGAUCAUCCAGAGGCAGUUGGAGCAGGUGGAGGAGAAGCAGAGACAACUUGAAGAGAGGGGUGUGGCUGUUGAGAAAGCCCUGAGAGGGGAAACUGACUACUGGGGAGACUCCGAUGACAACGAGGAGCUGGACCUUCAGCUGAGAGGGAUGGGGAAGCUGGACAACCCUGCCCUGAUGCAGCAGUGGUUCCAGUUGGUGCAGCAGAAGAACACGCUGAUGCGCUACGAAUCGGAGCUCAUGAUAUUUGCGCGAGAGCUGGAGCUGGAAGACAGGCAGAGUCGCCUUCAGCAAGACUUGCGAGAGAGGAUGGCUGUGGAUGACCAUUUGAAAGGGGAGGCGGAGUUGGCGGAGGAGCGCCUGAUCCUGGAGGAGAUGCUGGAGGUGGUGGAGCAGAGAGAUGCACUCGUGGGCCUGCUGGAGGAGCAGCGUCUGCAGGAGCGCCAGGAGGACAGGGACCUGGAGACCAUCAUGCUGUCCCGAGGCCUGGGCCUCCACUGGGCCUAAGCUCCUCCACUCCUCCUCCUCCUCCUCCUAUCGACUCCAUGCCCCCCACCCCCUCUCUACUGAAGCCUUAUCGCCCAACUGCCUUGCCGCCACAUUUCAUCUCCUGUGUCCUGCCGACCCUAACCAAGGAAGGAAGGAAGGUGACCGCCCCACCACUUAUAGAUGCCAAACCCCCCCCAAAACUGG
Messenger RNA from Lampris incognitus (smalleye Pacific opah), 5869 nucleotides. Its product is annotated as protein-methionine sulfoxide oxidase mical3b-like. The record is from RefSeq and is a predicted model, not a curated record. The transcript has 34 exons. NCBI's taxonomy places the organism in Eukaryota, Metazoa, Chordata, Actinopteri, Lampriformes, Lampridae. Gene Ontology annotation, molecular function: FAD binding; protein binding. The coding region runs from base 59 to 5683 and encodes 1874 amino acids.